AUGGCCAUCUGCAUUCUGACCCUUUCUGCGUCUAGGAAAGGUGAUGCAGAAGAUCAAGCAAGAAGACGCAAAGGUGACAGUGCUAGUCCCAUGCGGGCCAAGGAGACCAUGGUUCUCCAAUCUGAUAAAACUGAAAUUGGAACCACCUUUGCAGCUAUCAGUCAGUCCAAACACUUUACAAGGGCCAUUCCUCCUUCUGGACCCAGAUCGUCUACAACUGACAGCCUGGCUAUUGACAGAAAUGUUAACUGCAUUGGGACUGUCCCACAAAGUGACUGGAACUCUCCUCUCCUCCAGGCGAGCUUCAACACUAAAGGCCUACCUCUCCAUUUGGAGAACUUGGUGUCAAGAACACAACAAAAAUUCCAAGAAACCUGGCAUUCCAGUUAUUUUGGACUUUCGUCAGAAAGGCAUAGACAAGGGACUUCAGUCUUGUACUGUAUCAGCAGAUAUUUUUUAGGAAAACAUACUAUCCCAAAACCACAUCCUCCAGUUGUAGGUGAGGUGACCCACCACAGCAUUCAACUCUCUUGGGAUUUGGAAAAUACAGCACAAAGAAAAGGACCUCAAGAGCAAUGGCUAAAGAUGUCAAUUGAAGAAGAGGACCCCAAAUUACAUACCUAUGGUACCAUUUAUACGGGCUAUGCUAGACAACAUGUCAUAGAAGGUCUUCAGCCAAGAACGACCUACAGAUUUCGACUAAAGAUUACUAGUCCUACAGGGGAGUGUGCUUAUAGUCCAGCUGUCUCUGUAUCCACUACAAGAGAGCCGAUGAGCGGAGAGCAACUUCAUCGAGCUGUCAGUAUGAAUGAUGUAGAGGCAGUUCUUAAAAUUCUUCAGGGAGGACAUGUGAAGGUGGAUGUUCCUGAUAAACUAGGCUUUACUGCUCUGAUGGUUGCUUCGCAGAAAGGAUAUGAUAGGCUUGCGAAAAUAUUGGUACAGAAUGGAACAGAUGUAAAUCAGAAAAAUGGAAGUGGAAAGGACAGCCUAAUGUUAGCUUGUUUUGCUGGUCACCUGGAUAUUAUUAAAUACCUCAGAGAACAAGGAGCUUCUUGGGAAGUCAGAGAUCUGGGAGGUUGUACAGCUUUGCACUGGGCUGUGGAUGGAGGACAUUGUGAGGUUAUUGAAUGGAUGAUUAAUGAUGGCUGUCAGGUAGAUACUAAAGAUACAUGCUUAGAAUGGACACCAUUGAUGAGAGUUUCUGCAGUAACAGGGAAUAAGGAUGUGGCAUCUCUUUUAAUUGAAGCAGGAGCAGAUGUGAAUAUGAAAGAUAAAGAUGGCAAAACACCUUUAAUGGUGGCAGUAUUAAAUAACCAUGAAGAGUUGAUUCAGUUGCUGCUGGAUAAAGGAGCAGAUGCUACUGUUAAAAAUGAGUAUGGCAAAGGUCUUCUAGAAAUGGCUAGAGGUUUUCACAGACACAGCGUGGUCACCUUGUUAGAAGAAAAUAAGAGAAAAUUAAAUGAGAACACCAAAUUUCCUCCACCAGUUCUUGGCUCACAGGCACGUGAGGUAACUAAAUAAAAGAAAAGGAGUGCUUUUUCUACCAGUAAGGUGAAAACAUGAAGACUGGCCCUCAGUUAAGCAUUAGAAUUUGCUUGUUUUACUUUAUACUGUUCAGUUGUUACAGAUUCUUGGAUGCUCAUUAAAAUGUGUAGCUCAGCUUCUUGAGGAUGUUGUCUUGUAUCUAAAUAUAUAUGUGUGUUGUACUGUCAUUGUUCCCUAACACUACUUUAUAUUCUCUUGCAUUUAGAGUUAGAUGUAAAUCAAAAUAAUGUUUUCAUAAAUGUAGUUUGUAUAUCAUUCCCCUUCCUAUUCUAAGCCCCUCUCAGAGCUCAUGACAAAGAUUCUUUUUCACAUAUUUUUUAUUAUUACUUCCCUCUUCUUCUUUUCCUUUGUGUCCUAGUAACUUUCCCUCUGGCUAGAGAAUGUUCAGUAACUCCCACUGAUGCCUGUCAGUGUCACUCUUAAAAUAGCCAGGAAGUCCCUUCUUUCUACCCAGGAAAUGAGCAUCUUGCUUGUGCAGCAUGCCCAGACUCAGCCGUAGGAGUGAAGGACUAAGUUUAAGUCUUAAGGACUGUAAUAUCCUUCCAGGAUAAUGUGUUAGGUUAGGAAGGUGUAUGUAAUAAAUAAAGUUGAAAGGUGGAUUUCAGGGUGGAA
Terrapene triunguis (Three-toed box turtle) is the source of this 2157-nucleotide messenger RNA. It is a transcript of the gene FANK1, whose product is annotated as fibronectin type III and ankyrin repeat domains 1. Gene Ontology annotation, cellular component: nucleus. The coding region runs from base 1 to 1521 and encodes 506 amino acids. NCBI's taxonomy places the organism in Eukaryota, Metazoa, Chordata, Testudines, Emydidae. The transcript has 11 exons. The record is from RefSeq and is a predicted model, not a curated record. Gene Ontology annotation, biological process: regulation of apoptotic process. Gene Ontology annotation, molecular function: protein binding.